This is a messenger RNA of Durusdinium trenchii, 492 nucleotides long. Lineage: Eukaryota; Dinophyceae; Suessiales; Symbiodiniaceae. The record is from the annotation of a GenBank genome assembly.
AUGGGGUCGCUGCUUUGCAAAGACUGCAGCAAUGCUCCAGAGGACUUUCAAGCCCAUACGCCUGAGCAGAAAAGCGUCUUGGCGAAGCGGGCGAAGCACAAAGCACAGCGCAUGUUUCGUACCAAGCCUGCGGUCGUGGAUUCUGAGCCGGGGAGAUUCCUACAGCAGGUCAUCAAGGAAGGAGAUCCCGGUGACGCGUUCUUCAUCAUCCGCUCUGGGGAUGCGGCGGUGGUCGUGGGCGGGCGGCAGGUGGCCCUUCUAAAAGAAGGCGACUACUUUGGCGAGAACGCCCUGCUUCGGGACGAGCCUCGCUCCGCGACGAUCUUGGCCAAGUCGGAGCUCUUUACAUUCAGGCAAAGCUGCGUGCCAUUGGACGACAAGAAGAUUGCGCUGCUGAUCGAUGCCGCAUGGAAAGAGAACGUGCCCAUGGGCAAGGAACUCAUUCAGGAGGGGGCAAAGAGGCUCCACACCGCGAGCAGGCUGAGUUUAUGA